AUGUGCAGUGAUAGGAGCUCUGCAUAUUUCCAUGCUAUUCUAAACAAGAACAAGAUGAGAAGGCAUAUUGCUGCUAUUACAAAAGAAAAUGGUGAAGUAACCACUUCUUAUUCCCAAGUUGCAAAGGAAUUUGUAAAAUUUUAUGAAAUGCUGCUGGGGAAAAAGCAGACUUGCUCUUCACUCGAUCCUCUUGUUGUCGAUACGGGGCCGGUUCUCAGUGAGGCCAGGAGAAUCUCCAUGACUAUCCCAAUUUCAGAUCAAGAAAUCAGAGAUGCACUUUUUAGUAUCGAGGAUGGCAAAUCCCCAGGACCGGAUGGUUACUCUGCUUGCUUUUUCAAACAGGCCUGGUCUGUUGUUGGCUUGGAUGUCAUAAGUGCAGUCAAAGAAUUUUUCAACAAUGCUAUUAAAACAGUUCAAUCACACUAUCAUUGCCCUGCUAGAAUUAAACCCUGCCUGGAAGAGAUAAUUGACCCUGCACAAGCGGCUUUUAUACAAAAAGGGAGCAUGGUGGAGAAUAUAUACAUGAUGCAGGAGCUAAUUAGAGGGUAUGCAAGGAAAAGGGUCUCUCCAAGAUGCCUCCUGAAGGUGGAUCUUAGAAAGGCCUAUGAUACAAUUGAUUGGUCCUUCAUCUCUGACCUACUGAAGCAUUUGAAGUUCCCUCCUAUGAUGAUUAGGUGGAUCAUGAAAUGUAUUUCAACUACUACCUUCUCUGUUAGCCUUAAUGGUCGUCUCUUUGGAUUCCUUCCUAGAAAUCAAGGCUUGACACAGGAGGAUCCUCUUUCCCCUCUACUUUUUGUCUUAUAUGAUCUAAUGCUUUUCUCGAGGGAUGAUGUUGUCUCUGAUCUGGAGCAGAUUCUGAAUAUUAUUGGUAUGAGGAUAGGGGACUAUCCAUUUCGUUAUUUGGGGGUUCCAUUGUUGGCUUCAAGAUUAACUUCGUCUCACUAUAGUCCCUUAAUUAAUCGAAUCUCAAACCAGCUAAAGAUUAUUAAGGUGUGUAGGGUCUUCUUAUGGGGUGGCAAGAAGAAACCCCUGGUGGCUUGGCACGACAUCUGCCUUCCAAAAGAUGAGGGAGGGCUUGGCAUUUUUUUUCUGGGCUCUUGGAACAAAGCUUUACUGUCUAGAACUCUUUGGAAUAUACAUUCCAAGAAGGACUCCCUAUGGACUAAAUGGAUCCACCAUAAUUACUUAAAGAACAAUAAUAUUUGGGGGAUUACAGCAAAGGAGGAUUCCAAGCUCUUCAAGAAAAUUCUAGAGAUUAGAGAUCAGCUUCUUGUCAAAUCUGGGAGUGUUGGAAGUGCCAUUGAGCUGAUGGAAGGGUGGGAUUUAUGCUCACACAGAUGCUACGAAUUCUGGAGAGAAAAAAUGCCUAGAGUUCCAUGGAGAAAGGAAGUUUGGUUCAACGGAUCCCAACCUAAACAUGCUUUUUGUUUAUGGUUGACUCUGAAAGGAAAACUGUGUACUUGUGAUAAGCUGGUAGGAGUGGAGACAGACCAGAGAUGCACCUACUACAAUACAAAAACAGAAUCCAUUGACCACCUCUUCUUUAAAUGCAAAUUUACAGGUGAGGUUUGGAGGAUCAUUAGGGAAUGGUUAGGCUUAAAAAGGAGUAUGACCACCAUCAAGGCUGCAGUCAAAUGGAUGCACAAGGAGGCAAAGGGCAAAAACAUUCAAGCUGCUGGACGGACAAUCACCCUGGCUGCAAUAGUUUAUUAUAUUUGGAACUUUGGGAACAAAUCCAGAUUUGAGGGACAUUCAAUCUAUCUUUUGGAGCUAGUCAAAGUAAUUCAAAGACACACCUUCACAACAAUUUUUAACAAAUAUGAUAUGCUUCUAGUCAAUAUGCAAUUCAAUGGUUAA
Messenger RNA from Malania oleifera, 1857 nucleotides. RefSeq lists its product as uncharacterized. The record is from RefSeq and is a predicted model, not a curated record. Bases 1 to 1857 code for a protein of 618 amino acids. Lineage: Eukaryota; Viridiplantae; Streptophyta; Magnoliopsida; Santalales; Ximeniaceae. The transcript has 5 exons.